AUGGAUCCUCGAGAAUCAAUGAGUAGUGACAUUCGAGUGAUCUGUAAGCUAGGUGAAGGCUCUUUUGCCGAAGUGUUCAAAGUUAAGAACCCAAAAACACAGCAGUUAUUUGCAGUUAAAAGAUUAAAGAAACGAUACCGGGCAAUAGACGAAGUGAACAAACUACCUGAAGUCUUGUAUCUUCGUGCACUUCAAGGACAUCCAAACAUCAUCAAAUUAUACGAGGUAAUUUUCGAUAAUCAAUCAGGCUUCGUCGCAUUGAGAUUCGAAUUAAUGGAAGUAAACCUUUACGAACUUGUUAGAGAUAACCAAAAGCCUUAUGACGAAAAGACUGCCUUAUUACUCAUAUAUCAGCUCCUUAAAUCUUUAGCUUUUAUGCAUUCAAAGAAUUUAUUCCAUCGUGAUGUCAAGCCAGAAAAUUGCAUGGUGAACAAGUCCACCUUGGAACUCAAGCUUUGCGACUUUGGAUCAACUAGACAAACCUCAACAUCAGGUCCAUAUACAGAAUACGUUAGCACUCGUUGGUACCGUGCCCCAGAAUGUAUUCUCACAAGUGGCUCAUACGGUCCAGAAGUCGACAUUUGGGCUGUUGGCUGCAUGUUGUACGAACUUGUCACAUCCAGACCUUUAUUCCCAGGCAAGCACGAAAUUGAUCAGAUUGCUCGUAUCCACAAUGUCGUAGGGACUCCUUCCCGCGACGUCCUUGCAAAAUUUAGACAAAAUCCAAAUACUCAAAUUUCCUUCUCUUUCCCGCAACGCGUUCCACAAGAUCUACAUAAGCUCCUCCCUGUAAUGAGUUCGGGCUUCAUUGACCUUUUGUCUCGUCUCCUUGUUUAUAACCCAAGUGACAGAAUUACAGCUCAAGACGCCUUAGAACAUCCAGUUUUCGAGUCACUCCGUGCUGCAGAGUCUCGCUGGGUUGCAAGCGGAUGCCACGUUCCUUUCUCUGUCUUUGCGGAACAAUUCGGAAAUAUGAUGAACGCUCCACCAUCAAGUGGAAUGGGUUCCUUUGUCUUGGAUUCAGGUGCCCAGAAGCACCAUCAUGACGACGAGCCAUUAGUCAUUCAUUCUCAUAAUCAACCUGUUGUUCCAUCCGUAAAUAACUCAAACAACCAUCUAAAGCAACCACUACAAGGUCCUCUUAUACUUCCAUCCAUCGCUAAGCCGAAACCUCAACUUGGUCCGAUCGGAUUUAAUUCGAAAGAGGCACAAGCGAAGGCAGCACAAAGAAUCAGAGAAUACAACCAGAAGAAACUCCAGAACCAGAAAGAAAAGAAGCAGGUUUGGCCUUCUUUCCAAUUUGGACCUCCAAAUAUUACAAAACCAAGUUACAAUGGAAUGUCUGGAUUCCAGAAGCCGAAACCAGAACUCAUCCAGCCAAGAUUACCGAAAUUGGCUCCUUAUAUCAAAUAA
Molecule: messenger RNA, 1413 nt
Organism: Trichomonas vaginalis G3
Lineage: Eukaryota; Parabasalia; Trichomonadida; Trichomonadidae
Product: protein serine/threonine kinase protein
Exons: 1
Coding region: 1-1413 (470 amino acids)
Biological process (GO): protein phosphorylation; intracellular signal transduction
Cellular component (GO): cytoplasm; nucleus
Molecular function (GO): ATP binding; protein serine/threonine kinase activity
Source: RefSeq, a predicted model, not a curated record